AUGGGAUUAUUAUCGUCAUCAGGCACACCUCUUCAAUGGGAAGAGGCAAAACAAUAUGCACAUAAAAUUCGAGCUCUCGGAAUAAACUAUUUUGUAUCUGUUUACAAGAAACUGAAAGAAAAGGAAAAUGCUUGUUUAAAAUGGGGCGACGAGGCAAUUUUCUUUUUACACUGUUGUUGUAUUUUGGUUGAAUAUAUGGUUAUUGAGUAUGAUGAUGAAACGAAGAAUGCGAAGUUAUCAUUAAGAGUUCACGAAAUCUUGGCUGAAUUACAAAAAGAGGAGGAAGAAGCACUGAAAAUGCCUAAUUCUGAACAAACGAUCAAGACUUUAUGGAGACCAGAGUAUGGAAGAUACAUGCUCGAAGGCACACCGGGCACACCUUAUGGUGGUACUUUGAAAAGCCUGCUUCAAAUAGAGCCAAAUAUGAAAUUGAGAAGAGAAAUUAUUUCAAAAUUUUUGAGGCCAAAUGAAGUAGCAAUUACUUUGACUAGCUUUCCACGUCUUGGUGCUUCAGGCCAAUUUCUGGAACCUCACUAUGAGCCAGCAGGAAAUGCAGCGAGAAGUCUGUUUGUACCUGACGAAGUUAUUAACCCACACGUUAGAUUUCCGACUCUAACUGCCAAUAUUCGAGAACGUCGUGGAUCGAAGGUUGCUAUUAAUGUGCCAAUUUUUCGCGAUAAAUGUACACCCGAUCCAUUUAUAGAUACGGCAAUUCCUCUAAAUCGAAAUUUAUUUCCCGAGGAUAAAGAAGCUGCAGAAGGCGCAGCGCAAUCGGAUCAUAUAUAUAUGGAUGCUAUGGUUUUUGGAAUGGGUUGCUGUUGUUUACAAAUUACUUUUCAAGCUUGCAACGCUGAAGAAGCCAGAAGACUAUAUGAUCAACUGGCGGUAAUGGGUCCUAUUAUGCUAGCUUUAACUGCAUCUGCACCAAUCUGGCGUGGUUACCUUUCAGAUAUAGAUUGUAGAUGGAAUGUAAUAGCCGGAAGUGUCGAUGAUCGUACAAGAGAAGAACGGAGUUUAGAGCCCCUCAAACAUGACCGUUUUGUGAUUAAUAAAUCGCGUUAUGAUUCGAUUGAUUGCUACAUAUCCACAGACAAGACUUUGAAACCGGAAUAUAAUGACCUGGAUUUGGUAUAUGAUAGUGAUAUUUGCAAAAAAUUGAUGGGCAAUGGAAUUGAUGAAUUGUUGGCACGUCACAUAUCUCAUCUGUUCAUUCGUGAUCCUCUUGUUAUCUUCAAAGAACGGUUGGAGCAUGAUGAUGACGAUUAUUAUGACCACUUUGAAAAUAUUCAAUCUACAAACUGGCAAACUAUGCGUUUUAAGCCUCCACCACCAAAUUCAAAUAUUGGAUGGAGAGUCGAAUUUCGCAGUAUGGAAGUUCAAAUAACCGAUUUUGAAAAUGCAGCAUUUGCAAUUUUCAUUGUGCUUUUAACACGUGUUAUCUUGAGCUAUGGACUAAAUUUUUACAUACCAAUAUCAAAAGUAGAUGAAAACAUGAAGAUUGCUCAUAAGCGAGAUGCAGCAAUGAGUGAAAAAUUCUGGUUCAGAAAAAAUGUGUUUGCGGAAAGUAACAUAGUUAAUGAUGGUGACAAUACUCAUGAAAAUGAGUCUCCAUCAAUACCUGGUGAAGGGGCAUCGAAUUCUUCAGAUAACUCCCGUCUAAAUGGGCAUGCAAAUGCUAAUGAAUCGAUAUCAUCCGUAGAGGAUGAAUAUGAACAAAUGACCAUCAAUGAAAUUAUUAAUGGCAAU
Racocetra persica is the source of this 1746-nucleotide messenger RNA. Lineage: Eukaryota; Fungi; Glomeromycota; Glomeromycetes; Diversisporales; Gigasporaceae. The record is from the annotation of a GenBank genome assembly.